UUUGUUAUGAUGGACCUUGUGGAUUGUACGGUGAUGCGAAGACUUAUAUUUUGUUAAAAUAACAUUUUCGCUAUUAUUUUCCUAUAAAUUUAGUGCUAUUUAACAACGGUCCUUGUGGAAAUUGUAUAUACUGGUUUAAAAACAGGAUUUGUGUAUAAUAUCACUCGACAACAAACUUCAUACCAACAACAAAAGCUUCUUUCCUAAUUAUUACUAAAACACCGUCUUUAAUUUAGAUUUUUAUCAUGUCAGAUGACGAGGUGAUACGUUUCGAAAUCACUGAUUAUGAUUUAGACAACGAAUUUAAUCCAAACAGGAGAGGAAGGGCCAAGAAGGAACAUCAAAUAUAUGGUGUAUGGGCUAAAGACAGUGAUGAGGAUGACAAUGAAGAUAAUGUGCGACAGAGAAGCCGCAAGCAGAAGGACUAUGCUGCUCCCAUCGGGUUUGUGGCGGGGGGCGUGCAGCAGGCGGGAAAAAAAAAGGAGGCUAAACAAGAGAUAGAAUCAACAGAAAAAUCAUCCAGGCCAAUCAUAGUUGACAGCUCCGAUGAGGAGUCCACAGUGGCCCAACCAGAUGAGUCGGAGACAGCAGGCAUCCGGAGACAGGGUCAGGGGAUGCGCAGUGCUAAUUUCGGUGGUAAUAUGGGCACUUGGGAGAAACAUACCAAGGGUAUUGGAGCUAAACUGCUCUUACAGAUGGGUUACCAACCGGGGCGCGGUCUGGGCAAAGACCUGCAGGGCAUAUCGGCGCCCGUCGAAGCGACCGUGAGGAAAGGGCGAGGUGCUAUAGGCGCCUAUGGUCCCGAGAAAGCAGCCCAAAAAGCAAAGAGAGAGGAAGAGCGCCGCCUGAAAGAGAAGGAAGAUGAGAAGGCCCCAGAGAAAUCAUACCACUGGAAGAAGUCGCACAAGGGCCGGUACUUUUACAGAGACUCCAAUGACGUCAUACAGGAAGGAAAGCCCACCGUGCACACUAUCGGCAGUAGUGAGCUGUCUCGAGUACCAGUAAUCGACAUGACGGGCAAAGAGAAGCGAGUUUUAAGCGGGUACCACGCACUUAGAGCAGUGGCGCCACGCUUCGAACACGAGCCGCGGCGAAAGUGCACUAAUUUCUCCGCCCCACAGCUGGUGCAUAACCUGGAGCUGAUGGUGGAGUGCUGCGAGCAGGAUAUAAUUCAAAACGCUCGCGAGCUACAACAGGCGGAGGACGAGAUCAUAGUUCUAGAGCGAGACUUGAAAGAGUGCGAUGACAAACUUAAAGAGCAGGAUGAGAUUAUCGAUAAAGUGCGAGAUAUCAGGGAGCGAGUGGCGCAGCUAAGCGAACCGGACCUCUCGCUUGAGAGGGCGUAUGAGGUCGUCUCGGAUCUUAAGGAAUCUUACCCGCUCGAAUACGACAUGUUCGGUAUCGGCGCCAUCGCCGGCAACAUCGUCAGUCCUUUAUUCAGCGCACUAAUGGCUCAGUGGGACCCUCUCAAGGCGCCCUCGGAACCGGUCCCAGUGUUCCUCAAAUGGCGUCAGUUGCUAAGCGAAGAGGCUUAUAACAGUCUUCUUUGGCAACAUUACGCUCCUGCACUUAAGACUGCUGCCGCAGUAUGGAACCCCCGCAUCCCUGAGGCCAUGCUGGCUUCCCUAACGGAGUGGUCCCAAGCCUGUCCUCCUUGGCUGUCAGCGUCUGUAGCCGCCAACGUUGUGGCCCCGCGGCUACUAGAGGCCGUGCGAGGCUGGGACCCCACGCACGACACGCAGCCGCUGCAUCAUUGGGUGCUGCCGUGGCAUCCUCUCGCUGGGACGGCGUUGGCGACGGCAGUGUACCCCCUGAUCCGGUCGCGGCUGGCGGCGGCGCUGGCGGCGUGGCACCCGGCGGACGGGUCGGCGCGCCCGCUGCUGGCGGCGUGGCGCGACGCGUGGGGCGCCGCGCUGCAGGCCAUGCUGCACCACCACAUCGUGCCCAAGCUGGAGCACUGUCUCCAGCACGCGCCCGUGCACCUCGUCGGACAGGAGAACACGGCGUGGUUGUGGUGCGUGGACUGGCUGGAGCUGCUGGGCGCGCCGACGCUGGGCGCGGUGGCGGCGCGCGCGCUGCUGCCGCGCUGGCUGGGCGCGCUGGCCGCCUGGCUCAACACCGCGCCCAAGCACGCGCAGGUGCUGCACAGCUACACGCAGUUCAAGAAAAUCUUCCCCGAAGAGGUCCUAAAAGAGCCCGGCGUCCGCGACGCCUUCCGCAAGGCCCUCGACAUGAUGAACCGCAGCGCAGACAUCGACUCCGUGGAGCCGCCCCCUCCCCCCCGCUUCACGUUUACCGUGGAGAAGGAAACCAGCAAGAUUGCGGAUGUGCUGGCCUCUACUACGCAGCAGAAGAGCUUCUCGGAGCUGCUCGAGUCGAGGUGUAUAGAGAGAGGUAUCACAUAUGUGCCGCUAGCGGGCAAGACGCGGGAAGGCCGUCCGCUGUACAAGAUCGGCAACAGCAUGCAGUGCUACGUCAUCAGGAACGUCAUCAUGUACUCCAAGGACAGCGGCCGCACCUUCGAACCCGUCGGCUUAGACAGAUUGCUGGGUAUGGCUGAGGAAUAGUGUACCAUUGUCCACCCGAACUGUUCACUGACAAGUUGUAGGCAUCACGUUCGGACGCGGGAAGUGCGGCCGUUGUACAAGAUCGGCAACAGCAUGCAGUGCUACGUCAUCAGGUACUCCAAGGACAGCGGCCGCACCAUCGAACCCGUCGGCUUAGACAGAUUGCUGGGUAUGGCUGAGGAAUAGUGUACCAUUGUCCACCCGAACUGUUCACUGACAAGUUGUAGGCAUCACGUUCGGACGCGGGAAGUGCGGCCGUUGUACAAGAUCGGCAACAGCAUGCAGUGCUACGUCAUCAGGUACUCCAAGGACAGCGGCCGCACCUUCGAACCCGUCGGCUUAGACAGAUUGCUGGGUAUGGCUGAGGAAUAGUGUACCAUUGUCCACCCGAACUGUUAACUGACAAGUUGUAGGCAUCACGUUCGGACGCGGGAAGUGCGGCCGUUGUACAAGAUCGGCAACAGCAUGCAGUGCUACGUCAUCAGGUACUCCAAGGACAGCGUGCGCACCUUCGAGCCCGUCGGCUUGGACAGAUUGCUGGGUACGACUGAGGAAUAGUGCUGGAUCUAAUCGAAACCACACUGUUCAGUGACAAUAGGGAUUACGCGAAAUUCUGCGUAGGUGGCGCCACUACCACAAUCUGAGGGUCUAUCGCGAAACAAGAAAAUCGAAAUUUCGUUAUGGAACAUCUCUGUCACUCUUGAAUAUUCGAGCGAUAAAGAGGCAGAUAGCGAAAUUUCGGAUUCGCGUUACCCGGUAGGUCCUCUGUAAACAAACCGCCUUGACGCAUCAAUGUCAUAUUUUAUUAUCUCUGAAAACUUGUCAAAAACCUGUCAAAAGUACAGUAUGUAAAAGUUACUCUAUGGUUUACUAAAAAGGCUAGUGCUGCACUCUGGUGGCAGAACAUUGCAGUAAUAUCCCCUAUUACGGAAUACAGUAGAACCCGCUUAAUACGAUCAAACAAAAAAAAAUACUUUUUGAGUAUUGUUAUUGAAUACUGGUAGUGCCUUUAUACCAAUAUUUAGGCGGGAUGAUAAAAAACGCGGGGAGUUAUGUAUGGGAGCCCUCAAGACACCAGAAGGGAAUUGAAUAUUAAGUGGACUGUAUCUAAAAUUAACGAGAAGUACUUGUUUGACGCUUAGAAUUAAGGGUGUUAGAAGAAAUGCCUGCGCACAUACCUUUGGAGCUCGUUGUGUGUCUCUUCGGCUGGCCAGCACUUCAUAAAACUUUCACUUUGUGCGCGUUGGCAAGGGAUAGGUAGCUUGGAAGGGUUUAGAGCGUUUUCACAAGUACCUACAUUUUUAAAGUAUUAAGAAAAAAAUAACUACCUUAAACAAAAAAUAUCAAAUUUGAAACUCAACAAAUACUGACACAAACAGUUUUUUUUUUGGUACAUGGAAAUCCAGCGCUAUAUAUACAUAUCCAAAAACUAUAAUAGAAUUAGAAAGCCAAUUAUAGGUUUAUCUCACAAAAUACUACAAUUAUGUAGGUAAAAGAACUCUAAUGUUGAUUUACCUAUAAUCUUUGUUGUGUCUUCCAUUCUAAAUAAACAAAUGAUAUGAAAUAAUACUAGCUUUACAUUCACGUUUAACACGAUUUCCCGUCUAAGACGCUUUUUUUGCUAGGUCCCCUCAGGAUCGUCUUAAGCGAGUUCUACCUAUAUUUCUGCAAUGUUCUGCCGCCAGAGUGCAGCAGUAGCACAAACUGUAAGUGUAAACCAUAGAGUAACAUUCAUACCAAAGAUAGAUAUAACUCCGUAAUAGAUAGAUACAGUCUAAGGAAAAAACGUGCCUCGAAAAUCAAGAAAAUUUGAUUCUCGUUCAGAGGGCGCUACUAGUUUUGGCCUACAGUCGUAUAGAUGGCGUUGACGGCUUCGUUUGUUAUUUAACAAUUUUAACGCAUAUCAGUGAAAGAACAUGGGUCAAAAUCAUAAAAAUAAUUAAUGCAAAUAAAAAAAAUCAUUUAUCUAUAUUUAAAUACAUUCUAUCGUAUUUUUAUAAAUCUUCAUUUUUAGUUUUAAAGUGUGUCGACAGAUGGCAGUGAAUUUACUGGGGUUACAAAAUUUUCUAUGACAGUACCGCUCUAGUAUAAGUUACUCUAUGUUCAUACUAUGCCGUAAACAGUUUUUUGAGAAGUUUUCACAGAUUAUUUGUUACGAAUAAAUAUGACAUUGAUGCAUCAAGGUUUGUUUACUAGUGGCGCCCCCUACGCAGAGUUUUGCGUAAUAUUCCCUAUUAGGGUUGGUAGGAAAUCGAGUCUUUUGAGUGUUUAUUUGUAGAAUUCGACUCCUUUUUACGCGACUCUAGUGUUGACGGAACGUCUGAAUUCGCUGUUUUCAAAGUGACUGACUGUGGAUUUGUAGGGGUCCGCAAGCCCCAAGGGCCUGACACUCUUUGAUAGAGAAAGAUAGUCUUAUUGCGAUUCCUAUAAGAGGAAAGAGAAAAUAGUGCCAUGCUUUGUCCUUAUCACCGACCGGGUGGCAUCAUAUGUAGGAGGCGAUGGCGAAAUACCGAAAUUUAUAAGUGAAAGAGAAAAAAUCCCAUGCUGCUCAAUUUUUAAAGGAGUGUACAGAUUUGAAACGGUCGGCAACGGGCGUGUAACGUCUGGAGUUGCAGGCGUCCAUAGACUACGGUGACUGCUUACUAUCAGGCGGGCCGUAUGCUUGUUUGUCACCGACGUAGUAUCUCUUUUUAAAGGAAUCUGAUAAGAAAAAUAUCACACAUUUAAGGUCCAUAACGGAUAUGAUGUACACUGUAGACAAAGACUACGUUGAAAAAUGAAAU
Molecule: messenger RNA, 5350 nt
Organism: Cydia strobilella
Lineage: Eukaryota; Metazoa; Arthropoda; Insecta; Lepidoptera; Tortricidae
Gene: sip1
Product: septin-interacting protein 1
Exons: 13
Coding region: 246-2567 (773 amino acids)
Biological process (GO): spliceosomal complex disassembly
Cellular component (GO): U2-type post-mRNA release spliceosomal complex
Molecular function (GO): nucleic acid binding
Source: RefSeq, a predicted model, not a curated record